AAUUCCUAGGACUACACAUCAUGUCACCAGACGGAAAUCCUUAUAAAUAUACAGGAUAUUUAGGACAUCCGUCUAAGGUUGCUGAUUUUGUUUUAUCACCGGAUGGAGAUUAUUUAUUCACAUAUGGUACAGAUGAUCAUUGUGUUUUUAAAUGGAAAAUAAAAACCAAAGCUGUUGAACUGAUGCAUCUGCUGGGCGGAAAAGAAUUAGAACCGUAUUACUGCCUUAUCGAAGGCGGUAAAAAUGGGUGGCUCUUCCAGGAAAUUAAGGAUCUGUUUUACUAUAUGCAAAGUUUACAACACGAAAAUGUCGAAAUGCCAAAGAAAGUAUCAGAUUGUAUAAACAUAACAGAAAUUCCUGAACUCGUAAGAACUUGUGGAUUUUACCCUUCGGAAUUUGAGCUAGAAACUAUGAUGAUUGACAUAAAAUUUAGACACUACGAUGAUACUGGAUUAUACAACAGCGAUGUAAAUUUCAUCGACUUUGUGAAGCUGUUUUGCAAUCACAAACCUGUAUAUGGAUACUCCAAAGAAAAAAUCAGAAAGGCUUUUAAAACUAUAAUUAAACAAAUGGACAGCGAUUCUGAGGACUCGAUUAGCCGAGAAGAUUUCUCCACAGUAUUAACAUGUGCAGGUGAAUGCAUAAACCCCAGCAAUCUUGUAAAAUUGUUGCAAACACUGACGAGAUCGAAUGAUUCUAGUGACAACUUAGAGUUUUUGCCAAAAGAAAUCACUUUUAAAAUUUUACUUCACGAUAUUCUUGGCAUUAAUAAGGGAUGAACUAAAAUGAAAGUGAAAUGGCAAAUACGAGUACAUGCAAAAGAAACACUGAAGAAUAAGAAUUAAA
This is a messenger RNA of Anoplophora glabripennis (Asian longhorned beetle), 846 nucleotides long. Its product is annotated as cilia- and flagella-associated protein 251-like. Gene Ontology annotation, cellular component: motile cilium. Gene Ontology annotation, molecular function: calcium ion binding. The record is from RefSeq and is a predicted model, not a curated record. The coding region runs from base 21 to 779 and encodes 252 amino acids. The transcript has 6 exons. NCBI's taxonomy places the organism in Eukaryota, Metazoa, Arthropoda, Insecta, Coleoptera, Cerambycidae.